Messenger RNA from Protopolystoma xenopodis, 342 nucleotides. The record is from the annotation of a GenBank genome assembly. NCBI's taxonomy places the organism in Eukaryota, Metazoa, Platyhelminthes, Monogenea, Polystomatidea, Polystomatidae.
CCUGGCUCCAGACAGCUGCAGGGAAAUCAGAUAAGACCGCCUGAAAGCGACUAUACGGGCGUUUUUCAGGCACCGUUGCGUCUUCGCCCGGCUAUUUUGGUACAUGAUCCAGAUCGGCAAAAAGACGACAAGAACGACGACGCAUUGCACACGGCUCCUCCGCGGCUACCGACCGUGAGGCAGGCCGGACGACGAGGUGGCGGCAAAUGGUUGGUUGGUCUGGCAGAAGCGCGAGAAGUUGUUAACACGACUCUGGUUGUGGGUUCUUCUCUACGGGCCGCCAUGUUGGGCAGCAAUUCACUCGCAGAACCGAAUGCCAGCAUCCACGAGGCAUCUUCUUGA